Parascedosporium putredinis is the source of this 3156-nucleotide messenger RNA. The record is from the annotation of a GenBank genome assembly. NCBI's taxonomy places the organism in Eukaryota, Fungi, Ascomycota, Sordariomycetes, Microascales, Microascaceae.
AUGGCUCCCCAAAGAAAUGCGCGAUCGACGCCGGCUGAGAUCUCCCUCGUCCACCUCAAGAGCUGUCUUGUGAACCUCCCCGCAACCCUCGAGUCACUCCUUGUGAACUUGAAUACCCCGGCGCAAAAUGUGAUUGUCGAGAUAAAUUACCGUCCCGCUUCCGCGAAUGGCGCCCCGCCGCCCACCACGGCCCAGGGCACCUCGGUGUUCCUGGGCUGGACUGGCAUGCCCAGCAAGCGCAAGAUGGCGGCGCCCAUCGACGGGCUUAAUGGGUUUCGCGGCGGCUCCGUCCGGGUCAAGGACCUCCCGCUAGUCGAGAUUGAUGCGGUGCUAGCCAAUACACUCGGUCUCUCGGACGGCCAAAAGGUCCUUACCACCGUUCACAUCGACCCUCCGCUCGUGCAUACCAUCAACAUUGAGCCCUCGACAGCCGAGGACUGGGAGGUGAUCGAGCUGCAUGCCAACUUUCUCGAGCUUAACCUGCAGUCCCAGGUCCGCGCGAUUCCUAAUCCCAAAUACCAUCCCACCGGCGGCUCUCCCGUCGCCCCUCACCUCCUAACCGUCCACCUCUCCCCGACUACAACCGCGAACAUCAAGGUCACGGGCAUCGAGCCCGCCCUCCCCGCCACACAGCCAUUCGCCAAGGCUUCGCAAGGCCGAGGCGACACACGCAGCGUUGCGAGCACUUCCAAGUCGAAGAAGAGCCGCUCGAGCUCUCGGAGACAAAAGGAGGACCCUCCUCCGUCACUGUACCUCCGUGGCUUGGACCGCACCUCCUGUAGCGACUGGUUCGAUGACGAGGCUAGCCCCGGCGAGUUUAGUGUCUGGGCCGACCAAGACACUCUAGCCGCCGGUGGUUUCCGGGGAUUGACUACGUGGUGCCAAGCUGCGCUUUUGGGAGGACUCCCUAACGGUCAGGCGAUUGCUCUUUCGCCCGCUCUAUGCGCUGCAUUCUUCACCCAAAACAAGGUGGGCGGCAUCGUCAAGAUCCAACCUGCCUCUGCGCCCCUCCAGAGAAGCGCCAUCAAGACGCUCAAGGUGCCUGCUAGGGGAGGCCCUGUCUCCGACGGCACCGUCUUUUCCUGCUUCCCGGGCCUGCACGUAGCCCACGGCUGGGAAGGCGGUAUUGUCAAGUUCGAGGGUGAGACGCACAAAGACGACUUGGUGAACUGGGCUGCGUCGCUGGAUGCCAAGGUCAACGUCCAAUUCCAGGCUCCUAUCCCGAAGCCGGCGUCCCACGCCAAGAGCGAGGAUCCCUGGGACCUCAACGCCUCUCCUGAGACAGUCAUGUCCGGCGUGGAUGCCCUAGCAGGCAACCUCUUCACACAGCUGCGCCACAUGUCAUCCACAUUAUUAACGGGCGGCAUGGGCUCGGGCAAGACGUCUCUCGCCAAGGGCAAAGCCAUCGUGAUCCUCGAUGACAUCGACAAGCUAUGCCCCGUGGAGACAGAGUUGGUGGUGGGCAAUGAUAACGAGCGCAGCCGGCUACUGAGUGAAACCGUCGUGUCCAUUGUCAGGCAGUACUGCGAUCAAGCAAGCGGUGUUGUCCUUCUGGCGACGGCAGCCGGCAAGGAAUCCCUCCAUAAAGUGCUGGUUGGAGGCCACGUGGUACGGGAGAUUGUGGAGCUAAAAGCGCCCGACAAGGAAGCCAGGAGGAGGGUUCUAGAUUCCAUUAUACAGCAGACACUCGUGUCCGCCGAUGGAGAUGGUGACGCGAGGGGUUCGGAAAGCGACAGCGAGGAAGCCGGCCGACGACCGCCGACGGAAGCUCGUCUGCGGACGCGCACGCCUAGGGGCGGCUUCACCGUGGACGCCGAUCUAGACCUACUCGACAUCGCGGGCCUCACCGACGGUUAUAUGCCAGCAGAUCUCUUUACCCUCGUGAGUCGAGCGCGCAACGAAGCCAUCUUUAGGCUAAUCAACGGCGGCGAGUUGGCGGAACGUGCGGGAUUGUGUUUGUGCAAGGAAGAUUUCGACAAGGCGCUGAAGGGCUUCACGCCGGCAUCGCUGCGCAAUGUUCCGCUCCAAAAGUCGACAACGACGUUUGCCUCGAUUGGUGGUCUCACGGAAACGCGGCAGGUGCUACUUGAGACGUUGCAGUACCCGACAAAGUAUGCGCCUCUCUUCGCCAAGUGCCCCCUGCGGUUACGGUCUGGUCUUCUCCUCUACGGCUAUCCCGGAUGCGGCAAGACGCUCCUCGCAAGCGCGGUGGCGGGCGAGUGUGGGCUCAACUUUAUCAGCGUCAAGGGACCCGAGAUCCUCAACAAGUACAUUGGUGCAUCGGAAAAGAGCGUGCGUGAUCUGUUUGAGCGCGCGCAGGCGGCGAAGCCCUGCGUGCUCUUUUUCGACGAGUUUGACUCGAUCGCGCCCAAGCGUGGUCACGACUCGACGGGCGUGACGGACCGCGUGGUCAACCAGCUUCUCACGCAAAUGGACGGCGCUGAAGGGCUUUCGGGCGUAUAUGUGCUGGCCGCCACGUCGCGGCCAGACCUCAUCGACUCUGCCCUACUACGACCGGGCCGUCUGGAUAAGUCGCUCAUUUGCGACCUCCCCAAUACGGAGGACCGGCUCGACAUUAUCCGAGCCAUGUCCAAGAAGGUGCGGCUCGAAGAGGAACUCUGGGAGACGGACGAGGCGUUUGCGGAGCUGGCGCGACGAACGGAGGGCUUCUCGGGCGCCGAUCUCCAGGCGCUCGUGGCGAACGCGCAGCUCGAGGCGAUUCACGACGUGCUUCAGGGCCACGAUUUCCCCUACGGCGCUCCUUCUUCGGGCGUCGACAGCAGCGGGACGCCUGCGACGAGCAAGGCGACGGAGCUGGCAGAGAACGCGCGCAUCCUCGCGAAGCUCGAGGGCAUCCGGCUGGCCAAGAAGAAGGCCAAGCAACUGCAAAAGACGCGGGCCUCUGGUGGCGCAUCGGACGCGAACCAAGUCAACGGGGAUGGCGGGGCGGCGGCGGCGGCGACGGGGCCGCACAAGGAGGCGGUCAUUGGGUGGUCGCACUUUGAGGCGGCGCUCGAGGGCAUGCGGCCUAGUAUCAGCGCCGAGGAGAGGACGCGCCUCGGCAGGAUUUACAAGGAGUUUGUUGGGGAGCGGAGCGGGGAGAUGAGGGACGGGCAGGGUAGCUUUGAGGUCGGCGGCCGUAGUAGCCUGAUGUGA